Messenger RNA from Toxorhynchites rutilus septentrionalis, 1302 nucleotides. RefSeq names its product protein artemis-like. Lineage: Eukaryota; Metazoa; Arthropoda; Insecta; Diptera; Culicidae. Gene Ontology annotation, molecular function: damaged DNA binding; 5'-3' DNA exonuclease activity. The coding region runs from base 67 to 1275 and encodes 402 amino acids. The transcript has 2 exons. Gene Ontology annotation, biological process: interstrand cross-link repair; double-strand break repair via nonhomologous end joining; protection from non-homologous end joining at telomere. The record is from RefSeq and is a predicted model, not a curated record.
ACAUGAACGAACCAGACAAUCCGUAAAUAAUAAUAAAAGUAAUUUGUGGAAGACAUUUAAAUCACAAUGAGCACCUUAUCCGGAUUCAUCGAAGGUAUCCCGGGGAUUUCGGUGGACCGUUUCUUAGAUAGAAAUCGAGAGGAAUCCAAGCAAUUUUUCUUAUCUCAUUGCCAUUCGGAUCACAUGUUAGGAUUGAAUCUGUCGGAAUCACUCCCGGGCCCAUUGUACACAAGCACCAUAUCAGCUGUUUUUCUGAAACAUCGUUAUCCUCAGCUGAUAGGAAACAUCAAGACUCUGGACAUUGGCGAACCAACGAACAUUACAACCCAACCUAAGUUACGGGUAACAACUAUUCCGGCUGGUCACUGUCCCGGAUCGGUAAUGUUUCUAUUUGAGACAGACGAUAAUCGAAACAUUCUGUAUACGGGUGAUUUUAGAUUAUCUCCAAAAGAUCUUCGAAAUUUGUUGGCCCUCAGAAAGAUUGAACUGGAUGUUUUAUAUUUAGACACCACUUUCUUUAGCAAGCAGUAUCGUUACUUUCCCCCACAAACGCAGAGUCUGAACAAGAUAGUUCAGUUGUCGCGAGAAUGGCUGGCACUGCAUGAGAGAAAUGUAAUUUCAAUCAAACUUCCUGCUCUUUACGGAUCCGAGUUUCUCUUUAUUGAACUUGCAAACCAAUUGGAGCAGAAAAUUCACGUGCGACACGAAGAGUUGCAAAACUACCGGUUUUUAGCUCAAUUAGAUGAGGCAGUUACGUCGAGGACCAACGAGACCCGCAUUCAUGCUUGCCUUAGAACGAGCUUCAAUCAGUAUCGGAAGCUACCAUGUAGGCCAGAGUUGGAUAGCAUGCAUAUCAGAGUCAUAAAACCUUCGGCUUUGCGGUGGAAGAAUCUAUCCAUUGGUGAUCCUUUUUGGGAACGACUUGGUGAGGAAGGGCAGCAAUUUUCAGUUUGCUAUUCUAAUCACGCAAGCUUCGAAGAGCUAGAAGACUUUGUUCGCUAUCUACUCCCGAAAGAGGUACGAUUCAACGUCACCCCGAAGAAUGACUCCGAAGGUUCGGAAAUGAGAAGUCUGCUAGGGACGAUACUUGUGAACAAUGAAACGUUUGCUAGUGACGUGGAUUUCGGAAAAACGGACGGAAACGACGCAAUCUUGAAGUUCGAGCGCAUCGUUUAUCAAAAAUCAGCUAGAAAAAUCAGUUCGCCACUGUCAGAUGAGGAAAUAAGUGAUGAAGAAAUGGUGUUAGGUCUAUUGCCGAAACGAAUUCGGAGCUAGAAAUAAAUUUGUACAAAAAAUAGUAAC